Messenger RNA from Megalobrama amblycephala (Wuchang bream), 1978 nucleotides. RefSeq names its product glucosaminyl (N-acetyl) transferase family member 7 (gene gcnt7). Lineage: Eukaryota; Metazoa; Chordata; Actinopteri; Cypriniformes; Xenocyprididae. Gene Ontology annotation, cellular component: membrane. The coding region runs from base 258 to 1553 and encodes 431 amino acids. The record is from RefSeq and is a predicted model, not a curated record. Gene Ontology annotation, molecular function: acetylglucosaminyltransferase activity. The transcript is spliced from 4 exons.
GACAGCGACGACAUCAUUAGAGCAACAACAACGACUCACACCCAAAGCGGUUUCCUCUCGCAGAAAGGCAGAUGCACUGACAGUAAGCGCUCGGUGGUAGAUUUCUAGUCACAGUGGGCACGUUAGAUUGAGGUCAUGUGGAAGUCAGCGUCUCUGAGUGAAUUUGUAAAUGUUUAAUCCCAUUUCCCAUUUCCAGGAGUGGAUACGGCUUGAGCUAAAAAGGAAGUCUAUAGCUGCUUUUCAGAUGUUGGACUAUUAUGGUCCAGCUUGAGAACACCAAGUGCAGUUUUCUCUUCUGCCUUGGAAUCUGUAUCCUAAUAUGUUCUGCCAUCUACCUGAAAGCCAAAAUAUUCAAUGCACCUCUUCCUACGACUGACCUGAGCAGCCAAUCCCCACUAGCCUCCAAGACCUGUGACAUUCUUCCACCUGCGACUCCCGGGUUUAAAUGGCAGCGAAAAGACUGUAAGAAAAUCAGCUAUGAGCCUAAACCGGACACAAACUGCACUCUUUUGCAGUCAGAGCUGCAUUUCAUUAUGGCGCCACUGAGCAAAGAAGAGGAAGACUUUCCUUUGGCUUUCAUCAUCACCAUUCACAAAGAGCUGGAAACGUUUGUGCGGCUACUGAGAGCCAUCUACGCACCGCAGAACGUCUACUGCAUUCACAUCGACGAUAAAGCGCCGGAAGAAUACAAGACAAGCGUCCGAAACCUAUCUGCGUGCUUCUCGAACGUCUUCCUGGCGUCCGUCAACGAAAAGGUGACCUAUGCUGGCUUUUCUCGUCUGCAGGCUGACAUCAACUGCAUGAAAGAUCUGGUGAAGUCUCCCAUAAAAUGGAAAAGAGUUAUAAAUUUGUGCGGCCAGGACUUCCCCAUCCAGAGCAACCUGGAGUUAGUCCGGUACAUGCAAGGAUCCGAAUGGAAAGACAGGAACAUGACGCCGGGAAUCAAGCAGCCAUCCACUAUGAAGCACAGGACAGAGUUACAGUAUGAGGAGGUAAAGGGCACCCAUGUGGCACCAAAGGGCAAAGGUCAAAAGAAGGGACCACCUCCGCACAGUCUGACAAUUUACUUUGGGACUGCUUAUUACUCUUUGACGAGAUCGUUUGUGGAGUUUGUCCUCAAGGACCCGGUGGCCAAAGACUUGCUGGAGUGGUCCAGAGACACCUUCAGCCCGGAUGAGCAUUACUGGGUGACGCUGAAUCACAUAAAGGAAGCACCUGGCAGCUAUGUAGACGGUGAAUGGGAAGGUAACAUCCGUGCAAUCAAAUGGAGGGACCAAGAAGGAACAGCACACCAGGGCUGUAAAGGACAAUACAUCAGAGAUAUCUGCGUUUUUGGGAUUGGCGACUUACCAUGGAUUAUCGAAAAAGAGAGCAUGUUUGCUAAUAAAUUUGAGACCGCAAGCUUUCCGGAAGCCCUGGAUUGUCUGGAACUGUGGCACAGACAUAAAGUUCUCCAGCACGCUACAGUUCCCAUUCAGCCGUCAUGGCGUCUCACCACAGAGGUGGAAGUCAUCAACAGCACUCUCAUUUUAAAAACAGGGGACUGUGUCUGACCAAGCAUCACAGAAAUGACAGAAAAGUCACACAGAAAGUGAAAUUCAUACCGUUUACAGGCUUGCCAACUUCUACAAGCUCACAGCCUUGUAUAAUUCAAAAAAAUGGCAAACUUCCCCUUGAUGUCAAAGUACCAUCUGGGUACAUGGUAUAAAUGAAGGAAAAAUUAACAGAAACAUUUUCUGCUUUACAGUGUAAAUGUGUCACGACAAUAUUCAUGUCACAUGGCAGUGCAGCUCAUGAUGUUUAAAUGUUGUAAACAUGUAAACACUGAUUAAUAUGUGAGUGUUGAGUACUGUAACUGGUGUAUUGUUAGUAAUAGUAAUAGUUCUAUUUAUUUUUAUUUAUUAACUGCUAUAUAAAUGCACUGUUUUUCAAAUGGAUAAACUGUAGCUGAAUAAAGGCAUAAAAUUCCUUGGACAAA